Platichthys flesus (European flounder) is the source of this 1190-nucleotide messenger RNA. It is a transcript of the gene pigc, whose product is annotated as phosphatidylinositol glycan anchor biosynthesis, class C. NCBI's taxonomy places the organism in Eukaryota, Metazoa, Chordata, Actinopteri, Pleuronectiformes, Pleuronectidae. The record is from RefSeq and is a predicted model, not a curated record. The transcript is spliced from 3 exons. Gene Ontology annotation, biological process: GPI anchor biosynthetic process. Gene Ontology annotation, cellular component: glycosylphosphatidylinositol-N-acetylglucosaminyltransferase (GPI-GnT) complex; membrane. The coding region runs from base 65 to 949 and encodes 294 amino acids.
CGCUUCACUUCCGGUAUAAUGACUUGAUGCGGAAGUACAUUCACAACAAUCACAUCCCAGGGUGAUGGGGCCAGAUAGUGCCCCAGGUCCAGCUGUGCCCUGGCGGAAGGUGCUGUGGGAGCGCCAGCCCUUCCCUGAUAACUAUGUGGACCAGAGGUUCCUGGAGGAACUGCGCAGGAACGAGGGCCUUCGUCACUACCAUUACUGGGCCGUGGUGAAAGAAGCAGGCUUUGUGGGACAGCAGCUGUCCUGUGUGGCCAUUUUCAUCACCCUCUGGCUCUACAUGGAGAAGGGUCUGUUGUCCCCUGACACGCUGCUGUUGACCAGCCUCAUCUGUGGCCUGCUGGGCUAUGGACUGCACCAAGCCUUGACAUGUCGUGUUGAAUCGGGCUGCGGGCCCCGCACACAUCUGGCCAACUUGCAGAGUGCCACCAUUUUUCUUUCCUUCACCUUUGGCUUCUCGCCAGUUCUAAAAACACUAACAGAGUCUGUGAGUACGGACACAGUGUAUGCCAUGUCUGCUGUGAUGAUGCUGGCCCACCUAGUUUUCUUUCCUUACGCCCAGCCGUCACCCCCGGGCAGCCUGUCUUUAAAUGCGGCUCUGUUUGCCUCUGUGUGUUUAGCCUCUAGGUUACCCGGGGCCCUGCACACCUUCGCCAUGCUCAGCUGUGCCCUGCUGGUGUUUGCCCUGUGGCCCUGUCUGUUACAGAGGCUGAGAGAGAACGCCCCUUGCCACUUUACUGGGGUGUGUGUGGGAAUUUGUAUCGGAGGGGUAGGAGGCCUCGGCUCCCAGUGGCUUGGCGGGGCCGUGCUGUUGGCCCUGGCCCUCGGAAGUGUUACAUUAAUCUGUCCCUUAGUACUUGUCAGACUGCAGAGGCACAAGGACAACAUCCAUGGACCCUGGGAUGAGGCGGAGAUUCAUGAGGACCUCAGCCGCUUUCAUCACUAAAAGACGGAGCAGUGCUCCUGAACCAUAGUGACAUUUAGGGGGUAGGAAUUUUAUAUGAUAUAUAUAUUUAAUUUACCAUCAGUCCAAGUAUUAUGCUGGUACUAUACAGAUAAACUGACUAAAACAGUAACUCUUUUAUCAAUAAGACACCUCUGUUUGGAGAGCCAUGACAACACUAUUCUAUUGUAGAUUAUACAUUUUUUUUAACAUUAAAUCUGCCACUGUCUUCAUGUUGACCUCA